Messenger RNA from Arctia plantaginis, 1356 nucleotides. NCBI's taxonomy places the organism in Eukaryota, Metazoa, Arthropoda, Insecta, Lepidoptera, Erebidae. The record is from the annotation of a GenBank genome assembly.
AUGCUUUUACAAGUAUAUGUUAUAUUAUUACUGAGUUUCAGUGCAACUACGCUUUGCAAAUUUCUUCCAAAAGAUGAUCCACAAGCGGGUCCUUUAAUAUUAACGCCCUAUAUUGAAAAUGGACAAAUAGAAGAAGCAAGAAACUUAUCAAAGGUUGACCCAUUGGCAGCUGCUGGACUCAACAGCCACGCAGCCUACUUUACUGUAAACAAAACUAACAAAUGGCAUCUAUUCUUUUGGUAUUUUCCCGCACAAGAAGUUCCUUUAGAUAGUACCCCCCUUAUUAUCUGGUUACAAGGUGGUCCUGGUGGCUCUUCUCUGUUUGGUUUAUUUGAGGAAAUAGGCCCCCUACAAAUAAGGGACGGUAAUGUGGAACGAACGCCAAUAUCGUGGGGACAAAACUACUCUCUGCUCUUUAUCGACAAUCCUGUUGGUACCGGAUUUAGCUUUACGGAAAAUCCCGAAGAAUACGCGACAAACGAGGAUAUGGUGGGUGAAUGUCUUCUCAGUUUCCUUCAGCAGUUUCUACAAGUUUUUCCGGACCUAAGAAAAGCCCCCCUUUUCAUUGCAGGCGAAUCAUAUGCUGGCAAAUAUAUUCCAGCAUUUGGACAUUACAUACAUAACAAUAAAAAUGACUCAAUGCCUAUCAAUCUAAAAGGCUUAGCAAUUGGCGACGGAUGGACAGAUCCUCCGACACUGUUACACUAUUCAGAGUUUGCGCUACAAGUGGGACUAGUAGACCCUGAGCAAGCUAAUAAAAUACACCAACUGGAGGAAGAUGCUAGAAAUUGUUGGAAUCAGCAUGACAUGGAUUGUUUUGCGAGUAAUGCUAAGCAAGCUUAUUCUACAUUAAUGGAACACGCAAAGGUGAACGACUACAACUAUGUGAAGGACUCAGAUGAAGACAUUGAAGAUAAAGAUUUUGUUCGUUAUUUAAAUAUACCAAAAAUACAAGAUUCACUUCAUGUGAAGAGAAUGAAGUACUCCGCAAGUAACGACAUUGUUUAUGAAUAUUUAGCACAAUCUGAUUUAUAUCAUACUGUUAAGCCUUGGCUAGAAGAACUUUUGGAAUAUUACGGUGUAAUGUGUUACAGCGGGCAAUUGGACCUAAUAGUCGCUUAUGCGCUCUCAGUUCACACUUACCAAAGUCUGAAGUGGUCCGGGCAGCAGGCAUACUUAGACGCAGAAAGAACACCUAUGCACGAUGAAACGAACCCCAGCAAAGUUAACUCUUAUGUAAAAGCAAGUGGAAACUUCAUGGAUGUCAUGGUUCGCAAUGCAGGUCAUAUGGUGCCGACCGAUCAGCCACGAGCAGCGAAACAGAUCAUAGAUAUGUUCAUUAAUAAAUUUAAAUAA